Prunus mume (Japanese apricot) is the source of this 884-nucleotide messenger RNA. RefSeq names its product Gag-Pol polyprotein/retrotransposon. Lineage: Eukaryota; Viridiplantae; Streptophyta; Magnoliopsida; Rosales; Rosaceae. The record is from RefSeq and is a predicted model, not a curated record.
CAGUGUUUCUGUGUCUCCUCCUUCAAUCUCUCCAUCAUGCCCCGUUCCCUGGCGCUCACAGCUGUUUCUAUUCCCCUUCUGCAUAACCCGGGCUGCUAUGAGUUCUCGUACUUGAGCAAUUCAUGGGUUUCAUUGACAAAGCUCAGCCACAUUUCGCUGAAUCACAAGAACCAAUUUCAGCGAUUCUCCCUAGUCAAUGGCAACGACAAUGUCAAUGGUUAUGGGUUGUCGGAUGCUGAAAGCUUCUCCGCUAAAUCUCAAGGGGCAAUUGGAAAUAGUGAUAGUGGUGAAGGAGUACCUGUCACAUCCAAUGAGAUUUUGAAGAAGUUAAGGAGAUAUGGGAUUUCUGGAUUAUUGUCAUAUGGACUACUGAAUACUGCUUACUAUCUUACGACAUUUCUCUUGGUAUGGUUCUAUGUUGCUCCAGCACCUGGGAAGAUGGGUUACGUCCCAGCUGUUCAGAGAUUUCUCAAAAUAAUGGCCAUGGUGUGGGCCGGAAGCCAGGUCACCAAGCUUGUACGAGCUGGAGGGGCCCUUGCCCUUGCUCCUUUGGUAGACAGGGGACUGUCAUGGUUCAGUGUCAAGUUCCAUUUUGAGUCUCAGGGCAAGGUGACAAUGAAUUUUAAAAAUUCUAUUAUAUGUUCUGAUUACAAGCAUCAAUCUCAUUUCAUUCCAAUUUCCAGGCUUUCACCGCAAUUGUUGGAAUUUGCUUCGGACUUGCCCUCGUUUUAUUUUUUGUUGUGACAUUGCUUUGGGCCUAAAGCCAUUUCUGCUUUCUGUUCUCACUCCAUUGAAGGGAGUCAUCAUCUAUGAACAUGAUAUUGGCUUCUUUAGAUUUCCUUUCAUGUUUCUCCAUCUAUGUUUUGUUUUGUUCUUUUUUUUUC